GGCAUCACUCCCUUGAACACCAGGAUAGUUGGAGGAGAAGAUGCUCCACCUGGAAGUUGGCCUUGGCAGACUAGUCUGCAGAUGUUUGGCGGCCAUUUUUGUGGUGGUUCCCUCAUUAACAGAGAGUGGGUGAUGACUGCUGCUCACUGCUUCUCCAGCACAAGUACGUCUGGCUUGCAAGUUUCUCUCGGCCGUCAGAACCUGCAGGGCACAAACCCAAACGAAGAGUCCAGAAGUGUUUCCAGAAUCAUUUUGCAUCCAAACUAUGACAGCGACAGCAGCAACAACGACAUUGCUCUACUCAGACUCUCGUCACCAGUGAAAUUCACUGACCACAUCAGACCUGUGUGUCUGGCAGCCAGUGACAGUGUGUUCAACAACGGUACAGAUAGCUGGGUCACUGGCUGGGGCAACGUCAAGGAGGGAGUGUCAUUAUCGUUCCCUGAAACUCUACAAGAAGUGGAGGUUCCAGUUUUGGGCAACAGACAGUGUAACUGUCUCAAUGGAGUCGGUACAGUCAACGACAACAUGAUUUGUGCUGGUGUUCUGGCAGGAGGCAAAGACUCAUGUCAGGGUGACUCAGGAGGUCCAAUGGUGAACAAACAGGGCUCCGUCUGGGUCCAGUCUGGAGUAGUUAGUUUUGGUUUUGGUUGUGCUCGGCCCAAUCUGCCAGGAGUAUACUCCAGAGUUUCCCGUUACCAGUCCUGGAUCAACUCCAUCAUCGGCUCUGAUAGGCCAGGAUUCGUCCAGUUCACCUCCAGUGGACUGGAUGCUGACAGCAGCUACACCUGUCCUGGUCUCCCCACAAUACCUGAUUUGACCAUGUCAAGUGCUUCCCCAACAACUGUAUCUACAACAACGCCAAUUAGCUUAGUGACUCCUACAAUGUGUGGCAAAGCUACAUUAAACAGUCGUGCUGUGGGCGACAGCAGUGUUGUUUUUGGAGGAUUGUGGCCCUGGAUGGUGAGCCUCCACAAAAACGGGGUUUUUACAUGUGGAGGAACCCUCAUCGCUGAUAAGUUUGUCCUCACCUCCGGCCAGUGCUUCUCCACCUCCAGUUCAAAUGUUCUCGAGUGGAGAGUGUUUCUUGGCCAGCGACUUGUGGGCAGUUCUGAAGAGUUUGAGAUGUCUGUGGGUGUUGUGAAUAUUAUCCUGAGUAAAUUUACAGGCUUUAACAUCGCUGUACUACAGCUGGAGAAACCCGUCAGCUUCACAGAUUAUAUCCAGCCUGUGUGUCUGGAUAGCAACAAUGACAGAUCCUUCCCCGUUGGUAGUCAAUGCUGGGUGCCAGGCUGGGGGAUGGGCAGUAAGAAUGGAGGUGCUGACAAAGCUGGCUCAAGUCUGCGAGACCUUGAAACUCAAGUGGUAAACUGUGGGAGCGUUUCUGAUUCGGACAACAUUUGCACUUAUGCCAUAGACCUUCAAGAGGGGGAUCAGGGCAGCCCUCUGCUCUGCAAAUCAGACUCCUCUUGGUUCCAGGCGGCCGUUGUCACAAUAAGUGGGAAUAAAUCCGUGCGGGCAGAUAUUCAGUCAUUUGCCAAAACCUCAAGAUUCGGGUCAUUCUUAAAGGAGACAGUUGGUGAUAUGCCAUCUCCUGCAGCGUCUACAACAGCAAAUGCAGCAGAAAAAGCAUUUUCCUUUCUCUUUAGUUUUGCUGUUGUUAUUACCUCCAUGUUCCUGUUGUAA
This is a messenger RNA of Limanda limanda (common dab), 1686 nucleotides long. RefSeq names its product transmembrane protease serine 9-like. NCBI's taxonomy places the organism in Eukaryota, Metazoa, Chordata, Actinopteri, Pleuronectiformes, Pleuronectidae. Gene Ontology annotation, biological process: proteolysis. Bases 82 to 1686 code for a protein of 534 amino acids. Gene Ontology annotation, molecular function: serine-type endopeptidase activity. The record is from RefSeq and is a predicted model, not a curated record. The transcript has 9 exons.